GACUCUCCACUCUUUCAGACGACAGCAUGGCAUGUCAGAAGCCCCUCCUUCUUCUCCUCUGCGUGAUGAUCACCUUAACCGUCCACCUGUCCCAAGCUCAGCACUGGUCCCACGGCUGGUACCCUGGAGGGAAGAGAGAGAUCGAUCUGCCCCAGAGCCCAGAGGUCUCUGAAGAUAUCAAACUCUGCAAUGGGGAAGACUGCACUUAUCUGAAGAUCCCAAGAGAGAAGAUUGUGACCACUCUUCUGGCCGACUUGUUGGCAAAACACCUGCAGAAGAAGAAGUGAUCCCGUGCGUGUUUUGGAAAGCGUCGUGCGUCUGAACAAACAGCCCACCCCUCUUUGCCUUCAUGUG
Heteronotia binoei (common prickly gecko) is the source of this 354-nucleotide messenger RNA. Its product is annotated as progonadoliberin-2. NCBI's taxonomy places the organism in Eukaryota, Metazoa, Chordata, Lepidosauria, Squamata, Gekkonidae. The record is from RefSeq and is a predicted model, not a curated record. Gene Ontology annotation, cellular component: extracellular region. Gene Ontology annotation, biological process: multicellular organism development. Bases 27 to 287 code for a protein of 86 amino acids. Gene Ontology annotation, molecular function: hormone activity. The transcript is spliced from 3 exons.